AUCGAAAAAUUAAAAACCGACUGAGAGAAACGAUUCGAAAUCGAUUGAUCUCGAGGAAGAAUGCUGAGAGUCGUUGAAGAAAUGUGAAAUUACGAGGCGUUGCGCGAUUUUAUCCUGUUGCGUGUUGCUAAAUGCUUUACAGUUUUCGCUCUUAAAAAAGCGAUGUAAAUUCGAUACUCGCAUCUAAUCGUUGCGCCUUUUUCUGUGGUGCUAGUUAUUUAUCCCGAUGAAUAACAUUGCAUGUGUAGUAGAAUUUAUUGAAAAACUGUUCUUAUGCAUGUAUUGCAGAAGCUUGGAAAGACUGCGAUGGUGCGAACGCAAAGCGAACGGUCUGAAAUCGGUGGUCGAACAAAUCGUAGAGGAGAUCGCCACGCACAGCAACUGCAUAGUUUUCAUUACCGAUCCCGCUUAUCGUCGACUAAUCGAUGUGCGUGCCAUCGAAAUAUCUUCCUUCUUGAGAUACGAUAUCGCCGUACGCGAUAACGAAAAGUUUUCACCGCCAAGGAAAAAAAUAGCGAGAACGCUUCAACAAGUCAAAGGUUGCGAUGCAUAUGUUAUACUAAUCAGCAAUGGGCUGCUAACGUCACAAUUCCUGCAAUAUGUCGAAGGAGAACGUCUGAUCAACACGCGCGGUUACUUCUUACUUCUGCAUGACAAUCGGCUGUUCAGGCCCGAAUUGCAUUACAUCUGGAAUCGAAUUGUAAACGUGGUGUUCAUACGACGAUACAACACAUACAAUUACCGUUCGGGUGAACGAAUUACCGUGGAACAAAUCGAUCUCAAUACCGUUUCUUAUCCGUCGUAUACCAGAGACUUCACGGCGAUCAAGUACAUCGAUACGUGGCAGAAUGGCAAAUUGCGUUACGGUAACAAUCACUACAUUCCGAAAACUACGGACCUACGUGGCAUGAGUUUGCGAAUUGCAGUUUUCGAACAUAUACCGGCCGUGACGGAAGCAUCGCGAGAUUACUACCAACAAAGUACAACAACUACAAGUCCUAAGGCUUUGGGUAUCGAAUUCGAAUUAAUCCGAGUCAUAGCAAGGGCGAUGAACUUUAAAACGAAUUACUAUAUGCCUGCUAACAUCGAGAAGGAGAGAUGGGGACGAUGGGGCCAUGAGGGAGAUAACGAUAGCUACACGGGCCUAAUCGGCGAGGCGAUUGCCGAAAAUGCUGAUUUUUUCCUCGGAGAUCUACAUUAUACACUAUAUCAUCUGAAUUAUUUCGACCUAUCUACACCGUAUAAUACGGAAUGCCUUACCUUUUUAACGCCGGAAGCUUUAACCGAUAAUUCAUGGAAAUUACUGAUAUUACCUUUCAGGCUGAACGCGUGGAUAACGCUUCUUUGCACCCUAUUGUUGGCCGGCGUAGCUUUCCACGUGUUUGCGGUGUUCUAUCAGAAAUACAUAGACUCGCGUGAGUCUGUGAAACACGACAAAUUGGACGCGUACGACAGUAUGAAGGGUCUGUAUCUGUUCACCGAGCUCCAGAACAGUGUGCUGUACACAUACAGUAUGUUACUCCAAGUCUCUCUACCGCGUUUGCCGAACGCCUGGACUGUGAGGGUCUUCAUCGGCUGGUGGUGGAUCUACAGCAUCCUGGCAGCCGUCAUUUACCGCGCCAGCAUGACGGCGACCCUGUCAAAGCCUGCCGCUAAAGUAACUAUCGAUACUUUAGCGCAGCUGACGAGAUCGUCGCUAGCGGUAGGAGGAUGGAACGAAGAGGGCAAAGAGUUCUUCCUCGCCUCCUCGGAUUCGCACAGUCUCGAGAUCGGCAAUAAAUACGAGUUGACGGAAAACGAGGAGGAUGCGAUUGAUCGAGUGGCGAACGGGAGGUUCUGUUACUACGAGAACUCAUAUUUAUUGCAACACGCUCGCGGAAGGCGGAUAUUCGAGAAGCAAGAUGAUCGGCAGAAUAUGAGCGAGAAAAACACUAAAUCGUCAGUGAAAUACAAUCUACAUAUUAUGGAGGAAUGUUUCGUCCAUAUGCCGAUCGCGUUAGGGAUGGAAAAGAAUUCUCCGCUCAAGCCCCACGUGGAUUUAUGGGUGAGGCGGAUGACAGAAGUCGGUUUGGUGCGCAAAUGGCUGAGUGAUGUCAUGGAAUGGUCAAAGAUCAAUGAGGCACGGCAAAGAUCAAAAUCCGAGAUCGCGUUAGUAGAUCUACCCAAGUUAUACGGCGCUCUUAUUGCUCUCGGGAUCGGUUAUCUCCUCAGUUUCCUAGCUUUAUUCGGCGAAAUUCUGCACUGGAAAUAUGUCGUCUUAAAAGAUCCGAAAUACGACAAAUAUAAUCUCGAUGCAUUUUAUAGAAGCAAUAAUAAACCUAAGAAGAAUAAAACUAAUUAAAGCAAU
Messenger RNA from Temnothorax curvispinosus, 2347 nucleotides. RefSeq lists its product as uncharacterized. Gene Ontology annotation, cellular component: membrane. Gene Ontology annotation, molecular function: glutamate-gated receptor activity. The transcript has 8 exons. The coding region runs from base 227 to 2341 and encodes 704 amino acids. The record is from RefSeq and is a predicted model, not a curated record. Lineage: Eukaryota; Metazoa; Arthropoda; Insecta; Hymenoptera; Formicidae.